This is a messenger RNA of Prunus armeniaca (apricot), 3180 nucleotides long. The record is from the annotation of a GenBank genome assembly. Lineage: Eukaryota; Viridiplantae; Streptophyta; Magnoliopsida; Rosales; Rosaceae.
AUGAUUCAAAGAGACAUUGAACCUAAUACGGUUACGUACAAUUCACUAAUGGAUGGUUAUUGUUUGCAAGGAAGAAUGAACAAAGCGAAAAAGGUUUUUGAACUAAUGCUUAGCAAUGGCUCCGUGGUUGAUGCUUUUAGUUAUAGCAUAUUGAUAAACGGAUUUUGUAAGCAAAAGAUGAUGCAUGAGGCCAUGAUGCUUCUUGGGGAAAUGUCUGGUAAAGGGCUGGUUCCACAUACCGCUAUUUAUAAUACUCUUGUGGACGGUUGUUGCAAAAUGGGCAAAAUACGUGAUGCACAACAGCUGUUCUCUAAGAUGCAAGCUUGUGGCCAACUUCCAAAUGUUCAAACUUAUGCUAUUCUACUGGAUGGCCUGUGUAAAAACCGACAACUUUCUACAGCAAUCCAAUUGUUUAGAGAGAUGGAAGGCAAGAAGUUGGAUGUAAAUAUUGUGAUUUACACUAUUCUUAUCAAGGGUUUGUGCAUAGCUGGGAAAAUUGAAUCUGCAAGGGUUCUCUUUCGCGGGUUAUCAUCAAAGGGACUUCAACCAAAUGCAAGGACAUAUAACAUCAUGAUUAAAGGACUCUGUAUUGGGGGCCUGACAAAUGAUGCAGAAAAGCUGCUAACCGAAAUGGAAGAGAAAGGUUGUGCUCCAGAUGGUUGGACCUAUAACAUAAUUAUUCGAGGGUUCAUCAAUAACAAUGAGACAGUACGGGCGAUGUGCCCAUACUUUACCAAGUUUCAGCUGACCAUUGAAACAGUUCACAGGGCUGACAAUGGACAGUCAGAUAAUGUACAUGGUCUAAGCAAAGAACAACUAGCAACCAGGGAUGUGAAAAUUGUUGAUAUUGCUUCAUCUGCAAGGGAUUACUGGAGUUACCUAGUUAGCGGUAGCAACACAAACUUAUCCAAAUUUUCGUCAGCGAAAACUGGCCGUGGUCCACUUUUAGAGGGAUGGCAGGAUAAGUCGAAGCCAGUUAUGACAGCCUACAAAGUCGUCACCAUUGAUGCACUAUAUUGGGGUUCUGGCUAUAGAAUUGAACACGCUUUGCUACUGGCUUUUGAACAGAAUGCACCGGUGACUGCCAUCACACCGGUGACUGAUGGAGAUGGUAAUAGUAUCAAAUCUUUUUUGGAGUUUGUGAAUGCAAAAUUAUGUUGGAAGUCCUUGGCAGAGGUGAGGCUCACUGAGGCAGCCAAAAUGAGAGCCGAGAGUAACAGUGGAGGAAUGAAACGUCGCCCUUAUUGGGUCCGUUUGGUUCAUGAGAAAGGAGGCUGGGGGAUGGAAAAUCAAUUACUUUCCCAUGUUUGGAAACCAGUUGGAGCGAUGCUGAAGAUGAUUAAAUCUACAACUGCUGCUGCUGUGGCUUCUUCUUCUUCUUGCUGGAGCAGGAGGGGUAUGCCUUGUCUUCACUCUAACUCCACUCUUGUUGUUUUCCUUAACAAUUACUUUGCUUUCUUUCAUUCUCAACCUUCUAAACCAAUCAAAUCUAGAAGUACCCAACUCAAGCAGCUAGUGAGAGACUUACCCAAUAUCACUAAUCUUGGGGAUGCUUUCAGUGUGUUCGAUAGAAUGCUUCAAAUGCGUCCUCUGCCUUCUGUUGCCCCUUUCAAUCAAAUCUUGAUCCAAGUUGCGAAAUUGAAACAUUAUUCGGCCGUCAUAUCUUUGUACAACCAAAUGGGUAUGUCGGGAAUUGAACCUGAUGGUUAUACUCUGAACAUUCUCAUUAAUUGUCAUUGCCAUUUGAACCAAAUGGGGUUUAGUUUAUCUGUCUUGGGAAAUUUCUUCAAACUUGGUCUUAAACCAAUAGUCUCUACCUUCAACACUCUAAUCAACGGCUUUCUUCUCGAGAAUAGAGUGGCUGAGGCAGCAGGAAUUUUCAACAAAAUGAUUGGGGGAGGUAAUUGUCAGCCUGAUGUGUUUACUUAUGGCACACUAUUGAAGGGCUUGUGCAUGAAAGGUAACAAUAGUGCUGCUAUUCAGUUGCUUAGGAAGAUGGAAGAAAGAGCUUGCCAGCCUAACCUAGUUGUCUAUAACACAAUCAUCGACAGUCUUAGUAAGGAUAUACUAGUUGAUGAUGCGUUAAACCUCUUCUCAGAAAUGAUGUGCAAGGGUGUUGCCCCAAAUGUCAUUACCUAUACAUCCUUGAUUCAUGGAGUUUGCAAAUUAGGCAAGUGGAACGAAGCUACAAGGUUGUUGCAUGAAAUGGUGAGUAAAAAUAUCUAUCCAGAUGUGCGCACAUUCAGUGUCUUGGUCGACACACUUUGUAAGGAGGGGAUGGUCCUGGAAGCAGAAGGCAUGGUUGAAAUAAUGAUUCAAAGAGAUAUUGAACCUAAUACAGUUACGUACAAUUCACUAAUGGAUGGUUACUGCUUGCAAGGAAGAAUGGACAAAGCGCAAAAGGUUUUUGAACUAAUGCUUAGCAAUGGCUCCGUGGUUGAUGCUUUUAGUUAUAGCAUAUUGAUAAACGGAUUUUGUAAGCAAAAGAUGAUGGAUGAGGCCAUGAUGCUUCUUGGGGAAAUGUCUGGUAAAGGGCUGGUUCCAAAUACCGUUACUUAUAAUACUGUUGUGGACGGUUGUUGCAAAAUGGGCAAAAUACGUGAUGCACAACAGCUGUUCUCUAAGAUGCAAGCUUGUGGCCAACUUCCAAAUGUUCAAACUUAUGCUAUUCUACUGGAUGGCCUGUGUAAAAACCGACAACUUUCUACAGCAAUCCAAUUGUUUAGAGAGAUGGAAGGCAAGAAGUUGGAUGUAAAUAUUGUGAUUUACACUAUUCUUAUCGAGGGUUUGUGCAUAGCUGGGAAAAUUGAAUCUGCAAGGGUUCUCUUUCGCGGGUUAUCAUCAAAGGGACUUCAACCAAAUACAAGGACAUAUAACAUCAUGAUUAAAGGACUCUGUAUUGAGGGCCUGACAUGUGAAGCAGAAAAGCUGCUAACCGAAAUGGAAGAGAAAGGUUGUUCUCCAGAUGGGUAUACGUAUAACAUUAUUAUUCAAGGGUUCAUCAAUAACAAUGAGACAGACAGGGCUAUGGGACUUAUUCAACAAAUGGUGGAGAGGGGUUUCUCUGCGGAUGCAUCAACUACAGAAUUGAUAGUUGAUUUACUGUGUAAAGAUAAAGUAGAUCCCGCAUUGUUGCCAUUGAUACAAAAAGAGAAUUAUGAAGGUAACUUGCCUCUUUGA